Messenger RNA from Canariomyces notabilis, 569 nucleotides. RefSeq lists its product as uncharacterized. The coding region runs from base 164 to 487 and encodes 107 amino acids. The record is from RefSeq and is a predicted model, not a curated record. NCBI's taxonomy places the organism in Eukaryota, Fungi, Ascomycota, Sordariomycetes, Sordariales, Chaetomiaceae. The transcript has a single exon.
ACAAGUAGACAAACAUUUCUGGGAUCGCAACUUUCGGGAGGCUAUCGACUACUAUCGCUGUGCUCAUACUUUGCUAGAACAACCGGGCGUUGCGAGUUGCCAUCCCGGUUAGCUUUUUGUUGUGUAUGACCAAUUGGCGUGGUGCUGCUUGAACCUCUGCAAUAUGGCGGCAGCCUGUUCAUCAUGGGAAAAGGCGAGAACGUACCUCACGAUAGCGCGGGACUACGCUGGGCAAAGUUUGGACCACGUCGGUAAUCAACGGGUGGAUUUCUGCAGGGCACGGAUGACAUACAUUGCUUUGGACAUCAUGGGAACUGAGCUGGAAAGCCCGAGUUUUCGUCUAAGUAAUGUAUCUGUAACGAGAUUUGCUAACGAGAUGAGGUCGCUAGAGGAGGAGUUGGCGAGUUUACGGGUACAAGGAUACGACGUUGAGGAUCUCCUUGCUGGACUCAGAGUGCUCAAGAGGGCAAAGCGAUCGUCAUCUUAGUAUUAUGUUGUUUCUAUGCAUUAGUUCCUACAGCAGCCAUCUAGGUAGUCAUUCAAGUUACAGGCAGUGAAAUAUAUUUUCU